Molecule: messenger RNA, 1023 nt
Organism: Lichtheimia ornata
Lineage: Eukaryota; Fungi; Mucoromycota; Mucoromycetes; Mucorales; Lichtheimiaceae
Exons: 3
Coding region: 1-1023 (340 amino acids)
Molecular function (GO): NAD+ binding
Source: RefSeq, a predicted model, not a curated record
AUGUUGAAAUCCACAUUGCCACGUCUCGGGCAAUCACCCUCUGCCGGUGCUGCUUAUUCCAAAGUAUGGUCGACCACCAUCAAGAUUCCAGGACUUGCGCAAACCACCGUUCCUCCCACCGUGCCACACAUUCAUGACGAUCUUGAGGAAGCAUCGUCGCUCGUACAUGACAUGUUGACUCGACACAAGGGACGCACCGUAAUUAUGACUGGUGCAGGCGUAUCCACGGACUCUGGUAUCCCUGACUACCGUGGUGAUGGGGGCACCUAUGUCCGUAAUCCUAAGCAUAGACCUAUUCUUUAUCACGAGCUACUUUCCUCUGAACUAUUUCGCCGAAGGUAUUGGGCACGAGGCUUUAUGGGAUGGCCAGAGAUGAGUAAAGCUCGCCCAAAUUCAAGUCAUCAUAUCAUGGCAAGAUUCCUAAGCGACGGAUACAUCAAUCAUCUCAUUACACAAAAUGUGGACAAUCUUCAUCGAGCUGCAGCAGCUGCACAACAACCGCACCAAGAUCAAAUCACAGAGUUGCAUGGUUCUUUAUAUCAAGUGGAGUGUCUCGAUUGCAAAACGGUUGUUCCACGUGAAGCCUAUCAACGACGUUUAUUUGCAAGGAAUCCAACAUGGGCAGCGUAUUUACCAGAGAAGCCUAAAAUCAAUCCUGAUGGUGAUGUCGAGUUACCAGACCACAUGUCUUAUGGGGAAUUUGAUAUUGCUCCUUGCACAACAUGCGCUAGUCGACGAAUGAAGCCACGAGUUGUAUUCUUUGGUGAAAAUAUCCGCAAGGAAGUAACCACCGCAGCAGAAACCAUGGUGAGGGCAUCAAGUGCCAUGUUGGUUGUUGGGUCAUCGUUGGCUACUUAUUCAGCAUACAGGCUUGUUCGGAUGGCCAGCGAAGAGCUCGGGAUCCCUGUCGGUAUCCUAUGUAAAGGACAAACGAGAGCUGAUGCAUUGGCGUCUUGGAAGAUAGAAAUGGGAUGUACAACGGUGCUUGAACGAGUGCAAGAGCGUUUAUUAUUAUCAUCAUAG